UGUCCAUUUGUCUUCCUAAAUUCUUCUACUUUGCGUCUUAUGGGCAACGUGAUAACGACUAAAGGUCGAGGAAGGACUCCUCAGUCGUUUUAGUGCGUCAUCUCAUAAAUCGAGGAGAUUUGGAAAUGAAUUUUCUUCUACGUUCUCUGAUUUAGCAAGAGAGGAAAAGGAUUUGGGAAUUCGUGAUUUGUUUGGUUGCCGGGAAAAAGUGAGGAUUGAGAGAUGGGGUUUUUCAGUACGAUUUUCGGUUUCUUUGGAUUUGGAGCUGGCGUUGCCAUAGGUCUUGUGAUUGGAUACUAUCUGUUCAUAUAUUUCUAUCCCUGCGACGUUGAGGAUCCUGAGAUUCGCCCAAUAGAUGAGCAAGACUCAGAAACUUUGCAACGAAUGCUUCCAGAGAUACCCCUGUGGGUGAAAAAUCCAGAUUAUGAUCGUAUUGACUGGCUGAACAAGUUUCUUGGGUAUAUGUGGCCUUAUCUGGACAAGGCCAUUUGCAAGAUUGCAAGGAAUAUUGCAGCCCCCAUAAUCGCUAAGCAGAUUCCCAAAUAUAAAAUUGAUUCAGUUGAAUUUGAAACACUUACGCUAGGAUCCCUACCACCAACUUUCUCAGGAAUGAAAGUUUAUGUCACUGAUGAGAAGGAGCUGAUAAUGGAACCAUGCUUAAAAUGGGCUGGAAAUCCUAAUGUCACUGUUGCUGUUAAAGCAUUUGGGUUGAAAGCAACUGCUCAGGUGGUGGAUUUGCAAGUGUUUGCUUUACCACGUAUAACUUUGAAGCCCUUGGUUCCUAGUUUUCCUUGUUUUGCCAAAAUCUAUGUGUCUCUUAUGGAGAAGCCACAUGUUGACUUUGGGCUAAAGCUUGUGGGAGCUGAUCUCAUGUCAAUACCUGGCCUCUACAGAGUCGUCCAGGAGAUUAUUAAAGAUCAGGUUGCCAACAUGUACCUAUGGCCUAAAACCCUAGAAGUACCGAUCAUGGAUUCUACAAAAGCCUUGAAGAAGCCUGUGGGAAUUCUUUGUGUGAAAGUUCUGAGGGCAAUGGAGCUGAAGAAAAAAGAUCUGAUGGGUGCAUCAGAUCCUUAUGUCAAAAUAAAGUUGACUGAGGAUAACCUUCCAUCAAAGAAGACAACUGUAAAACACAAGAACUUGAACCCUGAAUGGAAUGAGGAAUUCGAUUUGGCUGUUGAAGAUCCAGAGACCCAGGCAGUAGAGUUUCAUGUUUAUGAUUGGGAGCAGGUUGGCAAACAUGAUAAGAUGGGUAUGAAUGUGGUUCCUCUAAAAGAACUUCCACCAGAGGAUCCAAAAGUUAUGACUCUUGACCUCCUUAAAAAUAUGGAUUUGAAUGAUCCUCAAAAUGAAAAGUCAUGUGGGCGGCUAGAGGUGGAAUUGACAUAUGUACCAUUCAAAGAGGAGGAUUUGCCCAGUGGUUUUGAAGAGUCAAGUACAGUGCAGAAGGCUCCAGAUGCAAUCCCUGCUGGUGGAGGUCUGCUAGUAGUGAUUGUUCAUGAGGCUCAGGAUGUUGAAGGAAAGUAUCAUACUAAUCCACAUGUACGGCUUAUUUUUAGAGGGGAGGAGAGGAAAACUAAGCAUUUAAAGAAGAACCGAGAUCCUAGAUGGGAGGAGGAGUUCCAGUUCAUGUUGGAUGAGCCUCCCACUAACGAUAAGCUACGUGUAGAAGUUGUUAGCACUACAUCGAGGAUGGGCUUGUUGCAUCCUAAGGAAUCUCUGGGUUAUGUGGACAUCAGUCUUGCGGAUGUGGUUAGCAACAGAAGGAUCAAUGAGAAGUACCAUCUUAUAGGCUCCAAGAAUGGUCAGAUUCAAAUUGAGAUGCAGUGGAGAGAACAGCUUCAUGAGCUUUAGAUUGUUUGUUUUUUCAUUAAAAUCACUUUUUUAAUUUGAAUUUUGAUUUUAGGUAGCACGUUAUAGGAAUAAUUGUCUGUUGUUUUUGCCCCAAACUCCUACGAUUCUUUUUGUUGUUUUUGUAAGCUUGUAAGUUGUUGCAGUAAAUAAAUAAAAAUAAAUAAAUAAAUAAAUAAAAACCCGCAUUUACUCUUCAA
Molecule: messenger RNA, 2048 nt
Organism: Hevea brasiliensis (rubber tree)
Lineage: Eukaryota; Viridiplantae; Streptophyta; Magnoliopsida; Malpighiales; Euphorbiaceae
Product: synaptotagmin-1
Exons: 12
Coding region: 223-1851 (542 amino acids)
Cellular component (GO): endoplasmic reticulum
Molecular function (GO): lipid binding
Source: RefSeq, a predicted model, not a curated record